Aspergillus ochraceoroseus IBT 24754 is the source of this 915-nucleotide messenger RNA. RefSeq names its product 1,3-beta-glucanosyltransferase Bgt1 (gene bgt1). The record is from RefSeq and is a predicted model, not a curated record. The transcript is spliced from 4 exons. Gene Ontology annotation, biological process: carbohydrate metabolic process; cell wall organization. Gene Ontology annotation, molecular function: 1,3-beta-glucanosyltransferase activity; glucan endo-1,3-beta-D-glucosidase activity. Lineage: Eukaryota; Fungi; Ascomycota; Eurotiomycetes; Eurotiales; Aspergillaceae. Gene Ontology annotation, cellular component: fungal-type cell wall; extracellular region; cell surface. The coding region runs from base 1 to 915 and encodes 304 amino acids.
AUGCGUGUCGCCGCUCUCCUCCCCUUCCUGACGGCAGCCAUGCCCGCUGCUGCUGCUGCUGCGCGUGGAACUUUCGGCCUCGCCCUGGGAAACCAGAACACCGACAAGAGCUGCAAAUCCUCUAGUGACUACGAGGCUGAUUUCGACGCCAUCAAGGGCCUGACCACACUUGUGCGUACGUACUCCGCGAGCAACUGCGAUACGGCAAAGAACAUCAUUCCUGCUGCCAAGGCAAAGGGUUUCAAGGUUGUUUUGGGGGUUUGGCCCGACUACGACCAGUCCUUCAACGAGGAUUUCGCUGCCCUGAAGGCGUCCGUCCCCGGAAACGAGGAUGUCAUCCACGCCAUCACUGUCGGCUCUGAGUGUCUCUACCGUGGAGACAUUACCGUUGACAAGCUCCUGAGCAGAAUCAACCAGGUUAAGAAGCAAUUCCCCACCGUGACUGUUGGUACCGUGGACAGCUGGAACAAGUUUGCCGAUGGCACUGCGGAUCCCAUCAUCCAGGGUGGUGUUACCUACAUUUUGGCCAACGGCUUCGCUUACUGGCAGGGUCAACAAAUUGAUAACGCCACCAAGACUUACUUUGACGACAUGGCCCAGGCUAAGGCGCGUAUCGAGCAGAUCGCUGGUGACAAUGCGAAGAACAUCCAGUUUGGGACUGGCGAGACUGGCUGGCCUACCGAUGGUGGAUCCGACUAUGGCGCUGCCAAGGCCAGCACCACGAUUGCUGCCGAAUACUACAAGCGAGCUGUCUGCGGUAUGCUCGCAUGGGGCGUCGAUGUGUUCUACUUCGAAGCCUUUGAUGAGUCCUGGAAGCCCGACAGCGUUGGCGACAACGGCAAGGCCAUGGAUGAGAAGCACUGGGGUCUCUUCACGGCGGAUCGCAAGGCCAAGUUUGACACUGCUUGCGAGUAA